Molecule: messenger RNA, 2860 nt
Organism: Strongylocentrotus purpuratus (purple sea urchin)
Lineage: Eukaryota; Metazoa; Echinodermata; Echinoidea; Camarodonta; Strongylocentrotidae
Product: neuronal acetylcholine receptor subunit alpha-3
Exons: 7
Coding region: 1-1986 (661 amino acids)
Biological process (GO): signal transduction; regulation of membrane potential; monoatomic ion transmembrane transport
Cellular component (GO): neuron projection; postsynaptic membrane; synapse
Molecular function (GO): acetylcholine-gated monoatomic cation-selective channel activity; transmembrane signaling receptor activity
Source: RefSeq, a predicted model, not a curated record
AUGAAUGAGAUGAAGAAAGAGGCCACAGAGGAGGAAAGUAGAGAGAAGAAAAUGGAAAUGCUUGGCUAUAGUUGGAAUAGUGUUCAACGUCCUUUAUUUGUACACAGCGUUAACGCCCUUCUUCUGACUCUGUGCAGACGGUAUAAAAGUCAUCUGAAGCAAAGGCCUCAUCAAUUGAUUCUCUUUUUUUUUCUCUCUCUCUCUCUCUCUCCUACAGGUUGUGGUGCAUCGUCCUCCGAAGAACUGCUCCGAGAAAAGCUCUUCCCACCUGAUUACAACCCAUGGGCUCUUCCAAACAAAAAUGCUUCUGAUGUUCUCCUCAUUUGGUUCGGGCUUGCCAUCUCCCAAAUAGUAGAUGUGGAUGAGAAAAACCAAGUUUUAACCUCUAAGGUCUGGAUGAAACAGAUGUGGCGUGAUUAUCACUUCACAUGGGAUCCUGCAGACUUUGGCAAUAUCAGCAACAUCAAGGUCCCCAGUCCCAAAAUAUGGAUCCCAGAUAUCAUGAUAUACAACAACGCAAAUGGGACAUUUGAUAUGAAAUCUCACGCUUGGGCCAACAUCUAUUUCAACGGGACGGUAUAUUGGUUUCCUCCUGCUGUGUACAAGAGUUCAUGCAAGAUCGACGUCCAGUACUUUCCCUUCGAUGAGCAGCGUUGCGUCAUGAAGUUUGGGUCCUGGUCCUACGACCAACAUAAGAUAGACUUGAUCCCGGUCAGCGAUAGCGCGGAAAAGAAAGAUUAUUGGGAGAACGGAGAAUGGACGAUCGUCAAAUCGCCUGCAGAACGGCACGCUAUCAAGUACCCGUGUUGCGACGACAUCUAUGUUGACGUGACCUACACUUUUGUCUUGAGAAGGAAACCUUUGUUCUACUUCGCCUACCUGCUUCUUCCUUGUGGAAUAAUCUCGUUCAAUACGGUGCUCGUGUUCUACCUCCCGCCGGACAUCACGGGCAAGAUGUCUCUCUGCACCUCAGUGCUUCUCUCCAUGGUGUGGUUCCUUCUGCUCGUCACACAAUGUAUUCCUUCCAACGCCAACAACUUCCCUCUCAUUGUUAAAUACCUCCUAUUCACCAUGACCAUCGUAGCUUCCUCCAUCGUUCUCACCGUCUUCGUUCUCAACAUACGGCACCGGUCACCGUACACGCACAUAAUGCCGCAGUGGGUCCGGACCGUCUUCAUCGACAUGCUGCCGCGGUUCGUCGGAUUGCAGCGGCCAAACCAAAAGCGGAAAAGAGACAUGCACAGCAUCAACAUGUCGGGACGUGAAUCGAUAGCUACGUGUAACCACGUAGACGCCAUGAUGACGGAGACUUCGUCACAUUCCUCCGAGGCGGAUAAUGAUUUAAUGCAAGCCCACCUGUCACAUCAAGCAACGCAUAACUACGCCGUGGACAAGAACUCCAAACCGAAGGAAAACAACGCCAAGAUGAACGCCGGCAACAAGAAUCCUGCCGUCGAACCACUCCUCAACUGCAUGUUGGCGCAAAAGAGCAUGAAGGCUGAACGUUUCUACACGCCGUUCAACGAGAAGAACAACGCGAUUCCGCACUACAUCAUCCCGGACGAGUUGUCUGGGCAUCCGCACGCCGGUCACAUGGAGAACAACAUCCGGUCAAGCAGUCACACCCCGACAAGCAAGAAGCGGCCGCGACCGCUUCUGCAGGAGGAACCGCCGCUGCAGUACAUGGUGGCUCAACAGACGGUGGAAGAUAUCAUGUACCUCACAUCACGCAGUAUUAACAACGAAUAUGCAACUAAGGCGAGAGAAGAAUGGAAGCUCGUUGCUAUGGUGAUAGACAGAAUAUUUCUCAUCAUUUAUCUGUGUGCUGUCUUCAUUGGGACAUUAUCGAUCGUACUCGAAGCUCCACUUGCGAGAGAGUUCUUCAUGGAUGUUUUGUUCCGAAACGGGACGAGUUUUAACGAAGACCCUACACUAAUGAACGAAGCGUGUAGCACUUAUUUUCUGACGGACUGUGCCGAACUUUAACGUGUUCCUUCGGCAGCUUUUCUCGAAGGGUUUCCACCGAUGUAGUCUGUUUAUACGAAUGGCUCCGAAGAGAAUUAUGUGAAACUUAAAGAUAAAUGCUAUCGUGGAAAGUGAUAUAUUGGAUAUAGGACAACGGUAUGUAGAACGUUGAAGGACCGAAUGACGAACAUGGAUGCCCCUGACUACUGACCUGAAUGAAUUUAUUGUGCUUUUUCCUUCCUAAAUUUUAUAUUCAGUGUGGAUGAUAUUUAUACAUUUUCAAAAUUGGUGUUAAAUCCUUUAAUACGAAAGAGUAUACAUGUAAUUAUUAUGAAUGGAAUUGGUUGCUGGAACCGCACUCAAAACAACCGAAGGUAUUUCAAACUGGGUUUUUUGUGGUGUUGGAAAGGAGAUCAUGUUUUCAACUUCUCUGUAAUGGAUUAUGGAUCAAUCCACGACAAGGCUAGGAAUUGUUAUAAUAAAAACUAAAGAAAACAUACGUAUUCUAUAAUUAUAUUAUAGCACUAUAAGCUCAACCAGAUUUCAAUUGAAUAUGGCGGUAGGUGCGAAGAGACUAAUUAUUAUUCAUUGGAAUUCGGUGUAGUAAGUAUUUUUGCAAAACUUUUCAAGUGUAAAAAUCAGAUUAGAUUAGCAAUGUACAAUAAAGGUAUUUGGAGAAGAAUUUAUCUAAAUUUAGGCCCCACGCUUUCUGCUUAACAAUUCAAUUCAAUUGAUAACGUCUCUGUGACGUAAUCAUCACAAAUGUUAUUUUUGACAAAUACAAUACUAAUGUAAUGCUGGACACGAGCCUGAGACUGGGAGGCACAAGUUGUCGUCUGGCGGUUUUCUCAUUUAUAAAACUUGGAAGCGUAUCUCUGAUAGAAUGAAACAGGCG